Messenger RNA from Papilio polytes (common Mormon), 2557 nucleotides. RefSeq names its product ras-related protein Rab-8A (gene RabX4). The coding region runs from base 110 to 724 and encodes 204 amino acids. The transcript has 6 exons. The record is from RefSeq and is a predicted model, not a curated record. Gene Ontology annotation, molecular function: GTP binding; GTPase activity. NCBI's taxonomy places the organism in Eukaryota, Metazoa, Arthropoda, Insecta, Lepidoptera, Papilionidae.
CUGGCGCCAAACGAUAUUCCGCAAAAUUGCUUUCAAUCUGGAGACCGCCGAAGGUUCGACCGAUGUUUUGAGCUACCACCCGCGUUCGCCAACUUAGUAAACAAUAAUCAUGGCUCUGGAUUUCUCAGCGACGUACAAACUGUUAGUUUUGGGUGAUUCCAACGUCGGCAAAACCUGCAUAGUGCACAGAUAUUGUGAUGAGAGGUAUUACGACAUUUACAUUUCCACAAUAGGUAUAGAUUUCAAACAAAAGAUCAUCAAUUUGGAUGGAGUGCCAAUCAAGCUACAAAUAUGGGACACCGCUGGCCAGGAAAGGUUCAGAACCCUUACUACGGCGUAUUACCGAGGAGCGAUGGGCAUCAUCCUCAUGUACGAUAUAACUAAUCUCGAAUCAUUUAACCAUUUGUCUUAUUGGCUGAGGAACAUUCAAGAGUACGCAUCUCCAGAUGUUAUUAAAGUAUUAGUUGGCAAUAAGUGUGACGUGCAUGAGAACCACCGCGCUGUUCCUAAGGAGAGAGGCCAAAAGAUUGCGGAUGACUUUGAUAUGCCUUUCUUUGAAGUAUCUUGUAAGAAUAAUAUUAACAUAGAAGAAGCAUUCAUUACUUUAGCAAGAAAAAUAAGGGAAUACAGAGAGACUAAGGCGGAUGCAUUUGAGCUAAAGGAAAGAGACAACGUUAUAAAGCCGUCAGAUUCUGAAAGUGACGUUUCAAAAUGCAGUUGUUAGCCUGACUUCUAGAAGAUUGAAUUAAAUAACACCGAACAGCAGACAAAGAACACUAAGGAUGCGAAUACUAAAGGAUUGAGUAAGGUUCAUUUCCAAGAACUUGGUUGAUUUCGUGGUUCUUUUUCAAAUAGAGUGACUAUAGUUAAAAAAAUUUAAAUCGCAUAACGCGUAAUAUACGCACUGCACAACGCAUUACAGUUUCACAACAUAAGUCAGUUAACGCAAGGUUUAACGAAUUAAAUACAGUGGGUCUAGUACGAAAGCUUCCGAUAAAAUAUAAGUAACGUCAUCUACAAAAUUUGUAUAAGAGUUGUGCAAUUCCAGGUGUAAAAAACACAGACAAGUCUCAUACUUAACUACGUUACGAAUAUUUUCUCGUUAUCGCGUUAGACCCCCAGGUCUUGGAAAUGAACUAUAUUGCGAAAAGUAUAACAAAUGUACUUAGAAACAUCAUUUAAACAUGAUGUUUGUUGCGAAAUUGGUUUGGAAAUUGUACAGGAAAUAAUCUUGUUAACAUCUGAAGUAUUUACAAUACUCGUAAUAUUGUUUAAUAGCAAAUUAAUUGUUAUAAAAAUCAACGUAAAUACUUGGGAUGUUAACAGAAUUAAUGUUCGUAAGAUAUUCAUUGCAAGUCACUACGAAACAAUUCGAAAUUCAUCGUGAAAAAAUCUAGCCUGAUCAAGGAUAUAAAAACCCUCGUAAUAUUGCGAAAAAAUAUGGAACUAAUUUCUUUUCUGAUUAGAAGCUGAUAUAAUAAAGAAGUCAAUUGAGUGUUUCUCGAUGGGCUAAUCGAUUAGUAAUGUAAUUAUUUUCCCAUUGUACAUACAAUCAAUCGGCACAAUGGGAAAAUGUCCCAAUGGGUAGAUGGAUGGGUCAAACGGGAAACAGCUAGUCAAUUAAGUAUUGCCCUUAGACCAGGAUUUUUAUAUUCUCGGUUAGGCUAUAAUUAAUAAUUAAGAUUUUAUAGAAUUUGAUAGAACAGAAGUAGAUACAUUUCGAUUAUCGUAACACAUGUCUUAUCCAAAAAUGAAAGCGACAGCAACAUUGUUGUUAUACAUGUGUUACAACAGUGGAAACUCAUCGUUAGUUUUAAUCGUAUCGUACAGGCAUAAGCUUGGCUAUUAUAAUUAUGACUCUUGCACACUUUCAGAAUUUGUAGUAUAAUAUCAAGUUUUGUAGUCACUUGCUUCGAAAUAUUUAGUUAAGCUUGACACUAGUGUAACGAAAGACCCAGGUGUCUUAGUUAGAUAUAUUUUAUAUCAAGUUUGACUGUGGUUAGGUUCUUCAAUUUAUAUGACAUUUGACAACGGAGUUACAGCUCUAUACUAAAAAAGAUAAGACUGUGAGAGUUCUCUAUGUAAAAAAUACCAUUAAAAGCCUUUUACCAUUGAUACUGUAUUAUGUAGCUUAUCCCGUGUCUGUUAUAUAAAUAGUCUGAUAGGUGACCAGUAGAAAAAAGAUAUUAUAAAGUGUAGAGCUUGUUAAAAAUCUUUAAUUGCACAUAAAUGCGCAGCCUUAUAUGCAGGUGUAAGACAUGAUUGUAAAUUGUCACAAAAUCUUACCAUUGUUGGUGACAGUAGAGGUAGACCUAGAGACAGAUGGUUUGUGUGAAAGAUGACAUGAUCAAGGAGUGAUGACUGAGAUGACGGAUGACAGUUAUUCGGAAGAAAAAAACGACCCUAUGGGAAUAGGAUGUGGGAGAAGAUAGAAUAAGGGUGAGAACACACAAACGUUAUUCUUUUUAUUUCUAUGAAAAUUAGAUUUUUUUUUGUUCAUGUGUUGAAGCAGCUAUCCACAGUUAUAGACCUAUGAUUGUUAUAUGAAGGACAUUGU